GGACCGGCCGCCAAGGACACCGGCGACGCUGCGGGCGGCGCAGAGAAGCCGAACAAAACGCAGCAACUGAAGCGCGUCUUCAAGGAAUACGGGGGCGUGGCCGUGACCUUCCACGUGGGGAUCUCGCUGGUGUCACUCGGGAUAUUCUACACUCUGGUGUCCAGCGGUCUGGACGUCCCGGCGCUCCUCCUCAAAGUCGGCUUCAGUGAAGCUCUGGUCCAAUCCAAGAUGGCGGCGGGGACCAGCACCUUCGUCUUGGCGUACGCCAUCCACAAACUGUUUGCUCCGGUGCGGAUGAGCAUGACGGUGGUGUCGGUGCCCUUCCUGGUCCGCUACUUCCGGAGGACCGGCUUCUUCAAGGCGCCCCCGCCGCCUCGGGCUUAGCCGGAUCCCGGCACAGAGA
This is a messenger RNA of Nanorana parkeri, 403 nucleotides long. RefSeq names its product family with sequence similarity 210 member B (gene MIMS2). The annotation marks the transcript as partial. Gene Ontology annotation, cellular component: mitochondrion. The record is from RefSeq and is a predicted model, not a curated record. The transcript is spliced from 2 exons. Lineage: Eukaryota; Metazoa; Chordata; Amphibia; Anura; Dicroglossidae.